CGUGGUUUGGUUCCACCUCGAAGUCCAGCCUCCUGUCAAUAGUUGUGUGGUUGUUUGAGUUGUCAACAACUGCAGUUUGGAAACGGUGAAACUAAAGAAGAAGAAGAAGAAGAAGAAGGGGGAGGAGGUGAGAUGAGAAGUUGUGAGAAAAAGAAAGUAACGAGACGGUUUGGCCGAAAAAUAAUCGACUCCACAGGUGUUUUUGUCGUGGUGUUGGAGCUGGAGUGGACAUCAAAAGUAACGUCGGUAACAUAGUUAGAAUUAGUUAUUGAGUAGUUAUUAGUUAUAGAAGUUGUUGUGUCGUACACACAGCGAGGUUAUGCCGUGACAUAUUUUAAUAUAUAUAUAUUAUCACAUAACAAUUGAGCCUUAGUGGUGGACCAUGUCAGCAUCACCAGCAGCAGCAGCCAGCUCAUCCCAGCAGCAGCAGCAACAGCGGGUUAAACACAGCCGCUCCCCCACCGCCUGCUGCACGUCUUCUAUCAUCAACAACAACAACACAGUCCGGACGCAGCCCAUCCGAGCUACGGUGCCGUAUCAGCUUUUGUGUGGAAACCAGCACAGCCCAACCCGUUUCGCUUCCUCCUCCUCCUCCUCCUCAGUAGCCGGGAGCAACGCAGGACCGACGACGUCCCGUUGCUCCAGUCCCGCCAACCCGAGUGGAAGCGGCUCGGACGGCAGGCUGGUCCGCAGGCAAAGACUCUCUCAGCCGGACAGCAGAGGCUCACCAGAAAGCUCCCCACAAUCGCCGACCUCCAAAGCUGACAGGACAAAGACACAGGACGUGUGCAGUUCUGGGGCCAUUGCGUGGACUCCCUCCUUGGGUACUAUCACUGGACCCUACCUCGCUGGACAGUGGCCUCUUGACCUUCAUGUGCUCUACCCAUCUUGUAUGAAAGAUAAAUCUACACAGACUCCUGGAUGUUGGAGUGACGAAUCAGGAGAGGAGAAGAGCAUCCACCAACGCUCUGCGUCCUGGGGCAGCGCUGACCAUCUCAAAGAGAUUGCGAAGCUCCGGCAGCAGCUCCAACGGCGCAGUAAAAAAGGAGGCCGUCGCAGUAAAGACAAGGAGCGAGUGUCCUCCCUCCAUUUCACUGCCCUCACCAGCACUACCAACCACACCUCCAUAGCCAGCCACGUUCAGCACUUUUCCAUGUCGAAGUCGGCUCAGAUGCCGCUGUCCAACAUCACUGUGCCAAAGCCCUCCAUCUCCAGGGUGCCCAGCAGCAUGGAGGGCAUCAACCAUGAGCUGGAGAAAGUCUUCAUUAAAGACAACGGAGAGAAGGAGGAGCUCAAGUCUCUGGAGGUCCCCGACGGCCGACGAGCACCCUUCCCGCCUCAGCAGCGCAGCAGCAGCAGCCGAAGCGUGGACACCCAGACUCCCUCGGCCCCCGGGCGGUCCAGCAGCUGCUCCAGCCUGUCGCCCUGCCCCUCGCCAGCUUGCCCACCAGGAUCACAUGACGGCAGCCCCUACUCCGCAGAGGAUCUACUGUAUGACCGGGACAAAGACAGUGGGAGCAGCUCACCGCUGCCCAAAUUCGCCUCCUCGCCCAAACCCAACAACAGCUACAUGUUCAAGCGAGAGCCGCCAGAGGGCUGCGAGAAGAUUAAAGCGUUUGAGGAAAUGAGCUCAAGGCAGUCCACGUCCGCGGCACCGGUCCCGCUCUUCUCCUGCCCGGACAAAAACAAGGUCAACUUCAUCCCGACAGGUUCUGCAUUCUGCCCCGUCAGGCUCCCCGGCUCCCUGCACCUCAUCCCCGCCUCGGAGCCCGAGGAGGACGAGGACGACGCGGAGCCUCAGGGAGCCACGUCGCUCUCUGGCGCUCCCUCUCAGGUCUCCACGAGCACCAGCACAGAAGACCCCCCCGAGGAGGCCGGCUCACCUUCAGAGACUGCAGACAGCCAGACAGACAGCCCGGCCAUCAGCUAGACCUGAGCGGAGCUGGCCUCUGGCUCUGGGAUCCACGCUAGCCAACACCGACCAUCACCACUAACUGUCCCACCAACACACCUCCCUCUGCUCUGCCAGGGGAGUCUGCGACUCUCUGUGCUGCCCCCCCUCCCCCUUCCACACACACACACACACCCCUUCACUAUCUCUGCAUGACAUAGCAACAGUGUCUCCAGUAACCACCACAACCACCACCGCCGCCGCCAACAAAAAAGACUCGCCACCGUGAUGUUCUUGGUCGAGAAGAGCCUGAUGGUUAAGAGGUGAUCACAUGCAGGCGUCAGAGGGAGAGAGAGAGAGAGGG
Solea senegalensis (Senegalese sole) is the source of this 2255-nucleotide messenger RNA. It is a transcript of the gene glcci1a, whose product is annotated as glucocorticoid induced 1a. NCBI's taxonomy places the organism in Eukaryota, Metazoa, Chordata, Actinopteri, Pleuronectiformes, Soleidae. Gene Ontology annotation, cellular component: cytoplasm. Bases 383 to 1930 code for a protein of 515 amino acids. The record is from RefSeq and is a predicted model, not a curated record. The transcript has 8 exons. Gene Ontology annotation, biological process: podocyte development.